AUGCAGUUGGCGGUGCCCGGUGUUAAAAGUGUCUACCGUCAUUGCUGUUUUCGUCCCAGACAGCACAUGGCGCCAACAUUUAAUUUUCGAGAAGUUUUGUUACAUACCCCUUUUAUUUUGGAAUCUUUGUUACGUACCCCUUUCUUCACCUCACUCCCGAACGAUUUUCCGGUAGAGGUACACAGUGUCUGGGGCUUCGCAAGUCGUAGCGUAGUGCCCAACUUGACCACAAGCAGAGCAACGCGACGUUCACUGAGACGCUGCCGACCCCCUGUUUUCGCCGUUUCUUCGGCCGACCUGCCUGACUUGGAACUCUCCACGCGCUCAUCUGUCUGGCAAUAG
Chondrus crispus (carragheen) is the source of this 342-nucleotide messenger RNA. RefSeq lists its product as hypothetical. Lineage: Eukaryota; Rhodophyta; Florideophyceae; Gigartinales; Gigartinaceae. The coding region runs from base 1 to 342 and encodes 113 amino acids. The record is from RefSeq and is a predicted model, not a curated record. The transcript has a single exon.